CAAUCUCCUAUCACGAAAUGUUGCGGUAAAAAUGGCAUUCAAAGACCGUUCCAAACAGUAUGAAAAAAUCGACUUUCUUGGAGAAGGACAGUUUGCCACUGUUUACAAAGCCAAAGACCUUUCUACGGGAGAUAUAGUAGCUGUCAAAAAGAUAAAGGUUGGCAACAAGAGUGAGGCUGCAGAUGGCAUCAAUAGGACAGCUCUGAGGGAAAUAAAACUGUUGUUGGAACUUUCACAUCCUAAUAUAAUAGGGCUGGUUGAUGUGUUUGGUCAGAAGUCAAACAUUAGUCUUGUGUUUGAUUUCAUGGAGACAGAUUUAGAGGUGCUAAUUAAAGAUUUAACUGUUGCCUUGACACCAGGCCACAUAAAGUCAUACACCCUACAGACAUUAAAGGGUCUGGAGUAUCUACACAAGAACUGGAUUCUUCAUAGGGAUCUUAAACCAAACAACUUGUUAAUAAAUGAAAAUGGAGUGCUAAAACUUGGCGACUUUGGGUUGGCAAAGUACUAUGGGUCUCCCAAUAGAAUCUACACACAUCAGGUUGUGACAAGGUGGUAUAGAGCCCCUGAAUUGUUAUUUGGUGCUAGGAUAUAUGGAACAGGAAUUGAUAUUUGGGCAGUAGGGUGUAUAUUAGCAGAAUUACUUAUUAGGGUACCAUUUCUCCCUGGGGAGUCUGACUUAGAUCAAUUAACGAGGAUAUUCCAAGUUAUGGGAACGCCCAAUGAUGAGAGAUGGACAGGUAUGUCAUCACUACCAGAUUACAUCAAAUUCAAAGAUUACCCAGGCACCCCCCUCAACCAGAUAUUCACUGCAGCUACAGAUGAUCUCCUAGAAUUGCUCAACAAACUAUUAGCUUUAGACCCUUUAAAGAGAUGUAAUGCAACCCAGGCAUUAAAGAUGUCAUACUUUAGUAACAAGCCUGGCCCCACCCCAGGGCAUGCCCUUCCCAGGCCUGGAGCUGCCAAGAACAAAAAUAAAGAAAAUGAACAAAAGAAAGGAAUGAAGAGGAAACUCAUGGAGGAGGGAGCUGGUCUUACAGUGAAGAAGUUGGUCUUCUAGGACUUUGUCUUACCAAAGGAUUACAUUGUCUGUAGUUCUUUAUGUGCCAGGACCACAUUUACUGUAGUCCCUCAUUUACCAGGACCAAUUCUCACAGGCCAACAUUGCCCUUAUGGACUGGGGACCACAGUUAUCUGGACGAUAUCCACCAGGCCUUCUUGUCCUAAGGAAAAUAAUGUGUGGUUGAUGAAACCAUGGUAAUCAUGGCAAUAUAUACACAGAAUACAACUUUAAAUGUGAAUUAUGAAUGUAAGAUGUCCAUCCGUGCCUCCAAGGAUGUUUUAUACUGGGACCUUGCUACAGUAGAACUAAGUCCAUGUUAUGGCAUUAG
Owenia fusiformis is the source of this 1391-nucleotide messenger RNA. The record is from the annotation of a GenBank genome assembly. NCBI's taxonomy places the organism in Eukaryota, Metazoa, Annelida, Polychaeta, Sabellida, Oweniidae.